AUGUUUGCCAUCGAUUACGAAGCAACGUUCCUGGAUCAUAAGAGGAUCACUGUGUGUCUGUCAUGCUUAGGUUCAAACAGUGACGAAGAAACCUUUGAUAGCGUUUAUUGUUCACUAGUGACUCACUACUCAUUUACCUUUGUCCGAAGUGGUGGUUCAAAGAAUGAACGUGUAUCUGAUAUGGACAAACGCAAUUCUCUUUCGGACGCCUCUGAAGUGCACAGUGAUAUCGGGAUAUCAAGUUUUAAUACUCGUCAGCCAAUCUGGUUAAGGUUCUUAAAGGAAUAUAAUCCAAUAAAUAAUGCAUGGAGCUGUUUUCAACCUUAUCGGGCCACUGUUGGAUUGCUUGCUUUUGCCUGGUGUUCAAGUUAUUCUGAUGUAGAAUCCAAUAUCAACGAUUACAUCAAACAGAAAGAACUUUUGUCAACUACGCUUAUCAGUAGUCAACUAUUUCUGUUAUUAAAAUCAUUGAGCGAUAUAAACAACUCACUGUCAGUUGAAGAAGUAGAUGCUUUUGUAUCUGAAAAGCUGAAAAAGGAUUCAGUACUACGAAGUGAAAUUACAUGUCAUCCUUCCGAGCAUUUAUUCGCAUCGGAAAUGAUUAUUCUGAAAGAUUUCGGUUACUCUGCUGGCACAGAUGAGUGUUCCUCCGUAGUAGAUAAACCACAAAGUUCAAUCAGGCCACCAUUUAUUAAUCAUCGAAUUAGUUCAGUUCUUCAAGGAGUAAUUUCUGAAAUUUAUUGGAAUUUGAAAAAAACGCUUGCUGCUAAGUGCCCAAAUGAUAUUAAAUUAAAGAAAAAGGAAUCACAAUUGUCUAAAGAACAAACUGACUCCUCGGAUGAUCUUCUAAUGGCUCCUGAAGAAAAUGAAUCAAAGUGGAAUAUUCUUGAUGAAGUUAAACGAAAAGCUCUAGGUCGUACUCAUACAUUGUCUGCUUUAUCUGCUUUUACAGAACGAACAGGAUCAACAAGUUCUGUCAGUGCUCAAGCAGAUAUAAGAUAUAUUAAACAGAAACGAGCAACGGGGCGGUUUAGAAAAUAUUUAGGUGAUGUGUUUUUACAAUUAAGUGAUUUAGAAAUGGCACAAAUUCAGUAUAACCUGGCUAUCGAACAUUUAAAACCUAUCAAUGAUACUUUGUGGAUAGCAGGUGCGCUAGAAGGCUUGUGUGCAGUUGCCAUGUGUCAACAUUCUUCUGAUCAUUCUUCAGUUCCAAGCACAAUGCGUUCAAAAUUUCUUCAUCAGCGUCAUUUGGAUGAUCUAACUAACGGUGAAUUAAGGAAAUCACAUUCUCAGGAAUUAGAUGUGCUAGAACAUUCAACGUCAGGUUUAGAUCUUGCUUCGUCAAAACCACAUCAAAAUCUCAUAAUAUCAUCCAAUGAUUGUUGUAAUUAUGCUUUGGAAACAAUCGAGUUAUACCAAAAGGUUGAAUUGAAUCCUUAUCUUUUUGAAGAGUUCAAAUUCAAAGUUGUUCGACUACUUAUCUCUGAAUCACGAAAGCGUAAAGCUUGUGAAAUUCUUGAUUCAUUAAUCGGACCAUCUCUUUCCUCAUUUAAUACUGAGAAUCCUUGUUCACUGAAACGUUAUCUCACUAUUGUUCGUUUGUAUAAAUCGAUGAAUUUCAAUCGUAAGGCUAGUUUGGCCUUAUGGCUUUUAUCGUCAUUAAAUCGAUUGAAUCAUAUUGAAUUUGAAAAUGAAAUUUUAUUAAAUGGUUUAAAAAUUCAAUCAGCCUAUUCACCGAAUAUUACUCAAAUGAUUGAAACAAAACUUGUCAAUGGUAAUGACAAUACUAUUACGAAUAGCACUAAUAAUAACAUCUCUAAUAAUAAAGAUUUAACCUGUUUAUUAAAUGAAAAUCAACCACCAGUCAGUAUUGCUUAUCGUUUAAUUUCAAAUCCUCCAUUAUGGAGUCCAUUUGUUGUACUUGAUCAAUCACAUUGGUUAACUCGUCUCACUACAACCAUACCUAAUUCAACAAUACUAUCAACCAGUACAUUUAAUAAUAUAAUUAAAUUAAAAUCUAUGGCUAAUAUUACACGUCUUAUGAAUCCAAGCACAAAUUCCAAUAUGAAUAAUUUAUAUUCAUCAAAAUCAUGUUUAUUAUUUCGUCCAAUUGGUUGGUGUGAUUUACAAUUAAAAGUUAUGCUUUAUUUAAUUGAUGAGUAUAAAGUAAAAAUUAAUCUAGAAGAUAUAUCGGAAAUUUCAUGGGAUAUUGGAUUGAAACUUAUUGGAUACUGUUUCUCUGUACUGGACAGUUGGCCUGAAUAUACCGAAAAAACUAGUUGUAUAACUUGUAUGGAUGAUUUAUGCCGUUUAGCGGUACUUCGUUGUUCUGAUCAGCCAACUAAUUUACCCAUUAUAAGUUUAGUGAAUUAUUAUACUGGAGAAAAUGUACAUUUACGUAGAUGGCCUCGUAAUCGUCGUGUUGUUUAUUCAUCAAAUGGAUUUUGUUAUACUUUGAAUAAUGAUAAUGAUGAAGUACGAAUGAAAGUUUUUGAGAAAAAAAUGUUGGAUUUAAUAGAGAUUCCAGUACAUCAAUUACCUUUAGUUAGAGUGAUCAAUAUACCUUCACUGCCAAGUCAUCUGUUGCCACAAACGAUCUCGAAUAAUGGAGCAGAGAAUAUAGUUUCAUUGAGUAAAACUCGGACAGUUGUUAUUCGAUCAGAUCACGGUCAACCAAAGGCAACUGAAUCUAACAAUUGUGUAGAAUCAUCAAAAUCUACUGGUCCAUUUGUUUAUAAUCCUUUUCAAAUCGACAACUCUGGUGGCAAUAAACAUCCAGUAAUCGAUUGGAUUUGUGAAGAACCUGGAUUCAUAGAAUUGAUAGUUGAUAACAAGCUCCCAAUCGAUUUAAGAAUAUCUGACCUACACAUUGAAUUAAUACCAGUUAAUGUUGGAUUAUCAAGUAAGGAGACAUCAUCGAAUCGUGUUUCAUCACUGACAUCGGAUUAUGAAUCAUUAUUUGGCCUUAGUGGUUGUACUGGGAAUAAUGGAUGCUCAGAUAUUACAUCAAGUUUCAUUGAUUUAGAAGCAAUAUCUUUAAUUGUUGAAACUUCACAAUCAGUGAAAAUUCUGCCAACUACACAGUUAGAUAAUGUGUAUCUUGAAAAUAUGAAACAUCAAACAGCAAAGUUGGAUCUAACUAUAUAUCCAUAUGAAACUAGGUGGUUACCUAUUGAAUUAUAUAUUCGUGAUGAAAAUAGAGUUAAUGUUUCAAUCAAUCGUAACAACAUUCAUAAUUCAGAUGAUAAUAAUAAUAAUUUUGAUGAUAAUUACUCAAUUAAACGUAAUCUAAACUUGUUACAUGUGGAUUUAAAGUCAGCUUCAAUCAGUUCAUCAUUGUUAACCAAAUUGAAUUUAACACCAACAGAUUUUGUUCAAUGUAUCGGUUUAGAAGAUAUUCGAAAAAGUUUUCCACUUCCAGUUGAAAAUUCUGAAGUACCGAAUUCUUUAUUAAAUAUAAAUUCAGAUUAUGAUGAACGUUUUCUUCCAUUGUAUGCAACAUAUGUUGGUUUAAUUUGGUUAAAAUUUGAUUCAGAUAAAUAUUGGCAAAUUAUAACUAAUCGACUUUCUACGGAUUUUGAAUUAAAUGAAUUAAUCAAAUCUACAGAAAUACAAUCAAUUUAUAUUGAAUUAGAAAUUGAAUAUGCUCUUGAUGCAAUUAAACCGUCAUCAUUAAAUGAUCGUAAUUCGACAUCAUCUCUACUUUUAAAUAAUAAUAAUAAUAAUAAUCAUAAUCAAUCCUUAGCACGUCGAAUUUCAUUAGGAUUCAAAUUAGAAUUACUUUCAUCAAAUUUAGCUCCACUGAAAUUAACUGAUUUAAUGUUAACUUUUGAAGAUGAACCAUUAAUAAAUGAAUUUUGUUUACCGAAACAUAAACAAAUGAUAAAAUUAUUUGGUGAAAAAAUUCAAACUGAAUCAUUUCUAUAUGGAUCUGUUGAAACUAAUUUAUCGCAUACAUUUUUACCUCAGAUAUCAAUAAAGUCUGAUCAUCUUCCACAUUAUCGUCUUGAAGUAGAAUUAAAAGAGAAUUGGUCCGAUCAACAACAAUCCACAUCACCAGUACAAAUAAUCAGCCCAUGGUUAUGUCAUGUGUCUCCUGAACUAUCAGAUAGUAGUUUUAAACGAAAGCAAUCAUUAUCUUCUACUGAACUAACAAAAACCAUAUCUGAAACAACGUCAAGUUCAUCGACUUCUUCCGUUACAAAUUCUUAUGCAGAGGAUGCCUUGGACAACUUGAAGACUGCACAUCAAAUUCGUUUACCACUUAUUGGAUUUAGUGAUUUAGUGUUCAACAACCAAAUGACAAAACUUGUAAAUUUAGAACAUUUAAAGUCAAAUGAAAUAGGCAUUCCAAUACCAGUAAAAAGUGAAGUACCUGGAAGUGUUCUAGAAUCAAACGUAAAAAUAUUUUGGUCCUCCCGUGUUCAAGCACGUUGGGUAUCUGAUUGUAAAUUGGAAAAGUCUCAACCAUAUGAAAAAUCUUACUUGUGUUCUUACUUUCGUCGUUAUGGUCGAAUAAUUUUAUUUGCACAUGAAUGUCGAAUUGAUCCAAAAUGGUUUAUUAAUGAAGCCUCUUUUGUGCCAUUAUUUAAACCUUGGUAUACAUAUCCAUUCCUUAAUUCUGGUUCUGCUGCUGGUCUUCUUUGGUCAAACAAUAUUUGGAUUGAUAUGAGUCUGGAUCCACCCGUUCUUGAUAAUUCAUCAAAUGGUCGAAUUAAUUCACAGAGAAAACUUGAUCCUCAAAGUCAAUUAUGCUUACAAUGUCGUCAAGAUUAUUCUAUUGCACGUCGAACUACUGUUUGUACACAACGUCGUAUUUCAUCGAUUUCCGUAUUAUUAAAUCAAGAAUUAUUAACCAAUGUCAACGCUAAUGACGCUAAUCUAACAACAAAAAAUCAAUCAAAUAAUUUAAAAACAGAAGAAUCAUCAUCAUCAUCAUCAUCAUCAUCAUCAUUGGAACAUCGUAAAAUAUCUAUGCCAGAUUUAAGAGCUUCACAUAAAUCUACCCUGCCUAUUGAUAAUGAUGAUCUUCAUUCAUCGUCACGUAUUUGUACAUAUCUUUUCAAUCCUGUCUCGAUUUCUAUUCGAUGUGGUAUAAGGCAUAACUUUUUACAAAAUAUUUGCAUCAAAAAUGAGACAAGUGACUCUACAACUCAACUAAUGAGCCAAUCCUCUAAUUCGAUUGAUACCACAGACUCAACGCAGGAAUUUCGAAUCGAACGUGUUUGGAUGGGUCCUGCUGUAUAUAGACAUGUUCAACACAUUGGUAAUGAUGAGUAUGGAUCAACUCAAUCAACUUUAUUGGGACCAUUAAUCGAAGGAAUAGAUUAUGUUUUCGUUGGUAAAGCCUCAGGUAGUAUUGGGGUAGGUGCCUGAUUUGUAAAUGUUAAAAAUGUAAAUGUUGAAAUUGUUAAAGCCUGUUAAAUGUGAAUAAUAAGCCUUUCAGAAACGUUGAUAAUGAUCGUAUAUGUUUUUUUUUCAUAAAUGUUGUUUUUAGUUCUCUACCCCUCAAUCGUCGCCAUCUUCAUCGUUAUCAUUAUCUAGUCAAAAAUCUGAAACAUCCAUUAGUUCUAUCAUAUUUCUACGCCCUGGAAAAUUUUGGGUUUGUGGUCUAUUGGGUAUAUUACCGGAGUCUUCUAUUUUCACAAAAAAUGGUCCAUUCCGUUUACCAUCAGUUCACAGUGUUGAAACUAUUCGUUUUUCACCGAAUGGAAUCUACAUUCACGUACUUGAUUCACAUAUCUGAUAGAUUUUUUUUACACUUUUUUUUAUCGACAAGCCUUUCUUUUUAUGAAAAAAAAUAGUAAUACGUUCUUUCAGUUUCUUAGGUUAGGUUUUUUUUCCUUCGGUAUGAUUACUUUGUUCAACGUGACCGUGUCUGUUUGUCGUUGUUGUGCAAACGCAACCGGUUCCAAUAUACUUUUUUUCCUGCUAAUGAUUGUUUGACCAUAUGCUUUAAAGAGAUUUGUGUAUUUUACAUAAUUUACCUUGUCGUUUAGAUGAACAACUAACACCAUUCAAAUCAUCAUCAUCAUGUUCACAUUUUUGAACAACUGGCAAGAUAAAUGUUGAAAAAAAAGAGAGCGAAUUAUUAUUCAACUCUGAUGUCUUCUUUUUUUGGGGGGGGGGAUUAUUUCUGUGCUCAUUACUGCAAAACGUAGAUUGCACAACAUGGUUUUUAAUAAAUCUUUUUUUGUGUACGUUUAUUAUUACUUUCCUUUGAUUGUGAUAUUUUAUUAAUGAGCAUUCUUUCAAUUGCAUUUAUCCAACACUGUAAUCAAUAUUCACAAGUUGAUUACAUCAUUGACAUGUAGACCACCGAUGUAUAUGUUUGUUUGUAUAAAAAUAGACAUUAGACAAAAAUUAAGGUGACUAUUUAUUUCGUAAUAGUAAUAAUAAUAAUAAUGUUUGUUUUUAUUAUUUAUCUUUUUUCUUAUUUAUAUUUUCACUCAAUUUCUUUAACCGAAAAAAAAAAAUUGAACAUUAUACAUAUCAUAAAAAAGCCCAUUUAUUGUAAGAAUAUUUUCUUGGUUAUUCUGAAAAAUAAAAUUAAAAACAUUGAUUCAGAGUAAUCAUGUAUUUUAUUUAAUCAGUGAUUUCCUGUUUAUACAUUCCUUCCUUUAUCAAGAAUAACAUGUGUGCAAUUGAAUAAAACUUAUUUUUGUUUUCCCAUUUAAAAGUAACUUAAAAUGGUUGUGAUUUAUCAAAAUUAAUUGUUCACUAAUUUUUUUUAUACUUUUUAAAUACAACAUUGUGUUAUAAUAAAUUAUUUGU
Messenger RNA from Schistosoma turkestanicum, 6774 nucleotides. NCBI's taxonomy places the organism in Eukaryota, Metazoa, Platyhelminthes, Trematoda, Strigeidida, Schistosomatidae. The record is from the annotation of a GenBank genome assembly.